Molecule: messenger RNA, 1983 nt
Organism: Solanum pennellii
Lineage: Eukaryota; Viridiplantae; Streptophyta; Magnoliopsida; Solanales; Solanaceae
Product: probable pectinesterase/pectinesterase inhibitor 46
Exons: 2
Coding region: 30-1772 (580 amino acids)
Biological process (GO): cell wall modification
Molecular function (GO): pectinesterase activity; pectinesterase inhibitor activity
Source: RefSeq, a predicted model, not a curated record
AAUUCGAUUUGCAUCAUACACCGAUCACCAUGGCCUCUCUUAAUCCAUGGGGAAAGCUUGACGAACUUGACAAUGAGAGGCACAUGGCUCGUUUAAAGACGAGGAAGAGAAUCAUAAUUAUCGUCAUAUCAUCCAUAGUUCUUGUGUCCAUCAUUAUCGGUGCAGUGGUUGGAAGUGUUUCUCACAACAAAAACAAAUCUUCUCAAGGAAAUGAUAAUGUUUCAUCGAUGACCUCAACGAUUAGUGCUGUAUGCAAUCUAACCCUCUAUCCAGACUCGUGUAUCUCCAGUCUUUCCCCUUUUGCUGCCAAAGGCAAUGCUCUCAAACCUCAAGAUAUCUACAAGAUGUCUGUUCUAGUUGCCCUCAACGAGCUCUCUGGUGCCUCAGACAACUUUUUAAAGAGUGAUACAUUUAAAAACAUCAAUGAUCCAGCAGCUGCUAAAGCUAUCCAGAGUUGUCACGAGCUUCUAUCCCUUGCAUUUGAUCAUCUGAAUGACACAUUGUCCGUUGCUGAAACCUCGUUGCUCGAUGCCUUUGAUGAUCUAAAGACAUGGUUGAGUUCUGCAGGGACUUAUCAGCAGACCUGUAUUGAUAGUUUUGAAAAUGUCACAUCAAAUAGUGCCAUACGAAAAGCUGCAGGACAGAGCUUGAACAACUCCACACGGUACACUAGUAACAGCUUAGCACUUAUAAGCUCGUUAGAAAAUUCCAUUACAAGCUUAGGUGCUAUCGGAAAGAGGAGGCGUUUGAUGGGAUAUGGAGAUGAUGAUGAGUACCCGAGCUGGUUGUCGUCAUCAAAUGACAGGAAAUUGCUGCAGAAAUCAUCAGAAGAAAAGAUAAAGGUGAAUGUAGUAGUGGCUAAAGACGGUUCGGGGAAGUACAAGAGCAUUAAGGCUGCACUAAAAGCUGCACCAGAGAAGAGCAAGAAGAGAUUUGUGAUCUAUGUGAAAAAAGGUGUUUACAAAGAGAAUGUUAGGGUUGAGAAGACUAAAUGGAAUAUUAUGAUUAUUGGUGAUGGAAAAGACGCUACCAUCGUUUCUGGUAACCGUAACUUCAUUGAUGGAACACCAACAUUCCAAAGUGCCACCUUCGCUGUGUUUGGAAAGGGAUUUGUGGCUCGUGAUAUUGGAUUUGUAAACACAGCUGGUGCGGCGAAGCAUCAAGCAGUAGCAUUAAUGUCAACAGCAGAUGAAUCAGUGUUCUACCGCUGCAAAAUGGACGCGUUCCAAGACACUCUUUAUGCUCAUUCAAACAGACAAUUCUACAAAGAAUGUGAUAUCUAUGGGACAGUAGAUUUCAUCUUUGGUAACUCAGCAGUUGUACUUCAAAACUGCAACAUUCUUCCAAGAAAACCAAUGAGUGGGCAACAGAACACUAUCACAGCUCAAGGCAAAGUUGACCCAAAUCAAAACACUGGAAUUUCUAUCCAAAACUGUAGCGUUAUGCCGUGGGGAAACCUUACUGGGAUCAACACAUUUUUAGGAAGGCCAUGGAAGAAUUACUCAACAACUGUGUUCAUGGAAUCAAACUUGGGUGGUCUCAUUCAUCCAAAUGGAUGGAUGCCAUGGGUUGGAACCACAGCUCCAAGUACCAUUUUUUAUGCUGAAUAUAAGAAUAUUGGACAAGGGGCAAAUACAAAAAACAGAGUUGAUUGGCAAGGCUUGAAAUUGGGACUUACAAGUAAAAUAGCAAGCAAGUUUACAGUUAAGCCUUUCAUUCAGGGGAACAAAUGGCUUCCUGCAGCUGGUGUUCCAUUUAAGGCUGGUCUUUGAGAGAGAGAGAUACAUUACUAUAUUUUGGAGAGUGAUCAUUUUUUCUUAUAUUCUCUUUGUUUUUAUGUUUUCUUGGUUUAAAACAACCAUAUGCUCUUUUGUUACACAAGAAAUAUAUAUUUCUUGUCAAAUUUAUUCAAUUUUAAAUGACAUUUAAUACUUAUAACAAAUGGAAUGAUGAUGACAUGAGUUUCUCUCUUUUGUUUAGCAA